AUGUCCACACUUCGUCCCCACACUACAUGUCCCAUUGCAGUUCACAAUACAUGUCCCCACUUCGUCACAUUACGUCCUCGUACCGUCCCACUUCGUCACACUACGUCCCACACUACGUCCCACACCACGUCCCACUACAUGUCCCCACUUCGUCCCACACUAUACGUCCACACCAUGUUCCCACACACGUCCACACUACGUCCACAUCACGUCCCCACCAUGCCCACAUUGCAGUUCCCACAAUACAUGUCCCACACUUCACGUCAUUACACGUCCUCAGUAUACGUCCCCACCUUCGUCCCUACGUCCCACGUCCACUACGUCCACUACAUGUCCCUUCGUCCCACUAUACGUCCCCACACCACAUGUUUCCCACACUGCGUUCCACACUACGUCCCACCACGUCCCCACUACAUGUCCCACAUUGCAGUUCCCACAAUACAUGUCCCCCGUCCCCAUACACGUCCUCAGUAUACGUCACACUUACGUCCACACUACGUCCACUACGUCCCCACUACACGUCCCACACUACAUGUCCCCGCCCACAUCCACUAUCGUCACACAUGUUCCACACUACGUUCCACACUACACGUCCACACUACGUCCCCACUACGUCCCACCACGUCCACUACGUCACACUACGUCCACUACGUCCCCUACAUGUCCCCGCCGUCCCACACUUACGUCCACCACAUGUUCCACACUACGUUCCACCAUCCCACUACACGUUCCACACUACGUCCCACACUACGUCCACUACACGUCCUCAGUACACGUCCUCAGUACACGUCCCCACUACGUUCCACUACGUCCCACGUCGCUCUACACGUCCACACUACACGUCCUCACCAUACCACGCGUCCUCACUACGUCCCUCAGUACACGUCCUCACUACACGUCCACACUACACGUUCCACACUACGUCCCACUACACGUCGCUCUACGUCCCUACUACGCGUCCCUCUACACGUCCUCAGUACACGUCCUCAGACGUCCACUACGUCCACACUACGUCACUACGUCGCUCACUACGUCCCACACUACGCGUCCCUCACUACACGUCCUCAGUACGUCCUCAGUACCGUCCCACACUACGUCCACUACGUCCCACACUACACGUCGCUCACUACGUCACUACGCGUCCUCACCACGUCCUCAGUACGUCCCUCAGUACGUCCACUACGUCCCCACUACGUCCACCGUCCCACUACGUCCCCACUACACGUCCACUUCGCCCCCGCCCACUACACGCCCUACACGUCCUCAGUACACGUCCCCAGUACGUCCUCAGUACACGUCCACUACGUCCCACACUACGUCCCCUACGUCCACUACGUCCUCGCCCCUGCCCUACGUCCCACACUACGUCACACUACGUCCUACGUCCCCACUACGUCACCACGUCCCACACGUCCCCUACGUCCGCUACGUCCGCUACGUCCCACUACGUUCCACUACCGUCACUACACGUCACCUACGUCCCUACGUCCCUACGUCCCCACUACGUCCCCACUACGUCCCUACGUCCUCAAUACCGCCCCCACACCACGUCCCCACACCGUCCCUACGUCCCUACGUCCCACUACACGUCCUCGAUGCCGCACACUACGUCCCUACGUCCUACGUCCUCAGUGCCGCCCCCACACUACGUCCACUACGUCCACACUACACGUCCCUACACGUCCCACUACCCACACUACACGUCCCACUACGCGACCUCAGUACACGUCACACACGUCCCACACUACACGUCCCACACUACACGUCCCACACUACACACACAUGAACACCUCACUCUAA
Homarus americanus (American lobster) is the source of this 1800-nucleotide messenger RNA. Its product is annotated as mucin-6-like. The record is from RefSeq and is a predicted model, not a curated record. NCBI's taxonomy places the organism in Eukaryota, Metazoa, Arthropoda, Malacostraca, Decapoda, Nephropidae. The coding region runs from base 1 to 1800 and encodes 599 amino acids. The transcript has a single exon.